Bombina bombina (fire-bellied toad) is the source of this 5123-nucleotide messenger RNA. It is a transcript of the gene EPS8L1, whose product is annotated as EPS8 like 1. The record is from RefSeq and is a predicted model, not a curated record. The coding region runs from base 199 to 2478 and encodes 759 amino acids. NCBI's taxonomy places the organism in Eukaryota, Metazoa, Chordata, Amphibia, Anura, Bombinatoridae. Gene Ontology annotation, cellular component: ruffle membrane; vesicle; plasma membrane. The transcript is spliced from 22 exons. Gene Ontology annotation, molecular function: actin binding. Gene Ontology annotation, biological process: regulation of Rho protein signal transduction; Rho protein signal transduction; positive regulation of ruffle assembly.
CAAGGCUCUCACACUGCCAAGGAAGAGUGCACCUGUGUACAGUUACAUAGCAGGCAGGGCAACUGCACCUGAGAUACUGUUAGGAUCUAACCGUGGUACCUCUUGACAAGGAAUGUGCUGUGCGAUUGUGGAUUAAAACAUAGGAUUUGCCAGAGUACUCCUGUUUCAGAUUUUAAGGAAGAAGAUAAGUGAUUCAAAAUGAGCUCUUCUUCGCCUCGAUUGAAUGGGGUUGGGAAGCCAAAUGCCAAAUCAAUAUAUGAACAAAGGAAGAAAUAUUCAAAUGUCAUCAUGGCUGAUGUUUCACACUACCAAGUAAAUCAUUUGGUAACAUUCACAAUUGAUGAAGAUGAUGAUGUGCAUACAGUGGAAGACGCCAUCCGCAAACUUAAUGCAAUGGAUGCUAAGGGCAAAGUCUGGGUACAGGAGAUGUUGCUACAAGUAAACAGUUCAUCUGUUCAGCUUCUUGAUGCGGAGUCCAAGGAGGAGCUGGAAUUAUUUUUCCUGUCUGCCAUUCAGCGCUGUGACACAGUCCUACCAGAGAAGAGGACACGCAGUCUGUUGGUCUUGGUGUGCCAGGACACUUACCAGCAAAAAGCUGAUGUCCACUUUUUCCAAUGUGAUGAUGUUGGGGCGGAGUUAAUUAAAGAAGAUAUUAAUAGCGCAGUAUCUGAUUAUAAAACUGGGGACAAUUCGAAAAGGCCUGAAGCGCUAAGGAAUAACCAAGAGAAGAUUAGUCAGCAGAAAACUACUGGUUCUUACUCAUUUACCCCAAUGAACUCGGUUAAGCAGCCCCAGAUACUUGUGAAUCCAGCAGAUAUUCUAGAAAGAGAGAAUCAGCGCAGGACACAGGUGAAGAAGCCACCUCGUACGUCACUGAUCCCAGAAGUCAUUAUCGCACCAUCUGCGCAAAUACAGCAGACAAUUAAUACACCACAGAACUUACCGGAUGAGCUAUAUAGCCAGGUGCAACGACCUGACAAAAUACAGCAAAUACUGCAGAUUACUGACAGUCCACAGAUGCAGCAGAAACAGCUAAACAACUCUACAAGCCAGAGUACUGUGGAAGCGCAGGAUCCCAUGUCUAUGCGAGCUGGAAGAGAAGUGGAGCUGCUGAACCACUGCUUUGAUGAUAUUGAGUACUUUAUGGGUAAUUUGCAGAAAUCAGCUGAAGCUUUUAAAGUCCUCGACCAAAGAAAAAAAUCAAGAAGAUCAAAGAAAAAAGAAGCUGGAGAGGGACUGCUGACACUUCGGGCAAAACCCCCAAAAAUAGAAGAAUUUGAGGAAGCCGCAAGAAAAUUCAAAUACAGUUUUUGUCUGCUGGCAAGGCUUAAAAAUAACAUUGUAAAUCCCAGCUCAGUGGAACUAAUUCACUUCCUGUUUGGCCCACUAAAAACGCUGGUGGACAGUACAGGUGUGGAACUUGCUGCUGACAUAACAAGCCCAAUGCUUACUAAAGAGGCUGUGACUCUACUGAAAGAAUGCUUAGAUGAAAAGGAAACAGAAUUAUGGACCUCCCUGGGACCAAACUGGACAAAACCAAGGCUGGAGUUCCCCAGGGAUUCUACACAACUAUACACGCCAAAUUUUAGGAGCGGAUGGGUACCUAAUAAUAACAAUGGGCAGGCCUGGGAGGAUCCUAUUGAGCUUCAGCAUCGUCAUGAAGAGCUGAGGUCUCAGCAAUCUGGUCCUCAAGUUCACCAGCCAACACCUCCCCCAUCACUCAAUGGUCAUCAAGAGACCAACAGCAAGUGUGUGUCCUGCGCAUAUGAUUUUGUUGCAAGAAACAGCAGUGAACUGUCUGUAUUACAAGGAGAAGUGUUGGAGGUUAUUGAUGACUCCAAGAAAUGGUGGAAAGUACAGAAUCGCUUUGGACAAAUUGGUUACGUUCCUUAUAACAUUCUUGGCCCUGUCACUGUCGCAGAUUUUGACAAAGCAAAACAAAAUGGUUUCCAAAGCUCAAGCUCAGCCAAGAAAUCACAACCACCUCCAACUCCUCCCAAAAAGCCAAAACAUUUAAGCUUAAUAAUGCAGUCUGACAUUGAAGAUGGAACAAAUAUGGAACAGACUACAGAGCAUGAAAAAUUUGAUAGAAUUAACAGCAUGAAUGAGGAACUGCUGCUCAGACUGGCGCAAGGACGCACUGCACCUCAGAAGAGCCUCCACAUACAAAGAUUGCCAGAUACAUCAAUUCCCCUGACUGAUGAGUCAAACAAUUCCGAAGUCAAAGCAUGGCUGCAGGCAAAGGGGUUUGGCACAGUGACAGUGAAAUCUCUAGGCAUUUUGAAUGGAGCACAACUCUUUUCCCUCAGGAAAGAUGAAUUUAAGGCCGUGAGUCCUGAAGAGGGAGCCAGAGUAUACAGUCAAGUUAUGGUGCAGAAAUCGCUACUCGAGGAUUCAAAGAAAACCUCAGAGCUUGAGGCAGUGAUGGAAAGACAGAAGAGAAAGGUUGACACUGAAAUGAAAAAAGGCAGCCUUUAAAAGGGACGUAAUUACUUGGACUUCAAAACUGAUUAUAUUUAAAUUAUACCAAAGAAUAGAUACAUAUAAUAUAUAUAAACUUAUCUCAAAAUAUUAUUAUCCAAAAGCCAAGUCCCUGGAAGUUGUUUUUUACAACACAAGAAUCCAUGAUUGCAUUUGCAAAGAUUGGUUACUUAAGAUGAUCAAAAUGAGAGACUUGUUGGAUACUCCGGAAGACAUGAAAUGCAAUCACUUAACUUGACAUUGAACAAAUACCCUUGGUACCGAGGAUCUGAGCUUACUACAAGGAGAUAACUUAGUCACCCAUGCCAGUGUUUCCUCUAUCUAAAGGCUGACAGGGGACUGGUGACAGUUGGAGUUACAGUGUUUUAAUAUAUACUAUAUGGGUUUGUAAAAAAAAUCAUUUUAUUUGGUGUAAAGCUGUAAUUAAUACAGGUUUCUAGAUGCCAUACUAUUAAGCUCUAUUUUUUUUUUUUUUUUUAACAUUUUGGAAAGUUGUUAUAUUUCUUUGGGAACUCUACACAUUUGUUACUAUAUUUUUGUGCUUAAACCUUAGAUGAAAAAUGAUAGAACACACACACACACAUAUAUAUAUAAUUUUGUAAUAUGUGACUUUGUGUGUGUAUGUAUGUGUGUAUAUAUAUAUAUAUAUAUAUAUAUAUAUAUAUAUAUAUAUAUAUAUAUAGAUAUAUAUAUUUUUUCACACUUUAGACUACUCUUUUAGUCACUUUUGAUUGUUAGUAACUAAUAGCAUGCACCACAGUCAUUAUUAAAGGGAAAUGAAACCCAUUUUCUUCUUUCUUUCGUGUUUCAAAAAGAGCAUGCCGUUUUAAGCAACUUUCAAAUUGACUUCUAUUAUUUAAUUUGUUUCGUUCUCUUGCUAUCCUUUGUUGAAAAGUAUACCUAGGUAGGCUCAUGAGCUGCUGAUUGGGGCUGCACAUAUAUUCCUCAUGCUAUUGGCUCACCCAUGUGCAUUGCUGUUUCCUCAAUAAAAGAUACCAAGAAUAUUAAACAAAGGUUUAUCUAGGCAAGCUCAGGAGCAGCAGAGAACCUAGGUUCUAGCUGUUGAUUGGUGGCUGCAUAUAUAUAGCAAUUGGGAUUGGCUCAACCAUGUGUCCAGUUAGAAACCAUUAGUGCAGUGCUGCUCCUUCAAAAAAUGGAUACCAAGAGAAUGAAACAAAUUAGAUAAUAGGAGUAAAUUUGAAAGUGGUUUAAAGUUUUAUAUGCUCUAUAUCAUGAAAAAUGGGUUUCAUGUCCCUUUAAAUUGAAUUAAAAAUAAAACUUGUGCUAUCUAAAAUAGAUGUAUAUCUUUAUGUACAUCCAAACAAAUUAUGUGACUUUUCUCCACAUAAAUCUGGAGCAGGGCACCCUGGGUAAGCAUAUGUAAAUACAGUUCACAGUGCAGACAGUAAAUGAGUGCAUGUAGUGCCAAUUUCAGUGUUGAAAAAGGGCUAAAAGAAGCCUUAAAUGGAUUUUAGAAAAUGGGUUGUCUGAGGAUUUCUGUGGAAAAAAGUCACCUUUUUAUCAAAGAUAUGCUACACAAUUAUUUAUAUAACAAAAUACUACUAAUGGUGGAGGUUUUUGUUCUCUCACCUUUUUAUUCACCAGUAUAUUGAUGAAGGGUUUACACACACAAACACACAUAUAUACUCACACACAUACACACGUAUACACACACAUGUACACAUAUACAUGCACAUACGUAUACACACAUGUACACAUACACACACACACACACACAUAUACACUCACAAUUAUAUACACACACACCUAUACCCACACACAUACACUCACACAGAUAUACAUAUACACAAACACACAUACACACACCUAUACACAUGCGCGCGCACACACACACACACCUACCUAUACACACACACCUAUACACACACACAUAUACACUCACACAGAUAUACAUAUACACACACCUAUACACAUGCGCGCGCGCGCACACACACACACACACACCUACCUAUACACACACACAUAUACACUCACACAGAUAUACAUAUACACACAGAUAUACAUAUACAUACACACACAGAUAUACAUAUACAUACACACACAGAUAUACAUAUACACACACACACAGAUAUACAUAUAUACAAACACACCUAUACACAUGCAAACACAUAUACACUCACACAGAUAUACAUAUACACAUACACACACCUAUACACACGUACACUCACACAGAUAUACAUAUACACAAACACACCUAUACACAUGCGCGCGCACAUACACACCUACCUAUACACACACACCUAUACACUCACACAGAUAUACAUAUACACACACCUAUACACAUGCACGCACACACACACCUAUACACACACAUACCUAUAUACAUACACUCACACAGAUAUACAUUCACACACACACACACACACACACACACACAGAUAUACAUAUACACAAACACACAUAUACACACAUGUUAUAGUGUUGCAAGAUCUGUCCAGUUUAGUGCAGGCUUUUCUGACAGAAAAUGGUCAGUGCCAAUUAUCUGAAUAUAUGUUAUUGUUUGUUUGUAUGUUGAUUGUUGAACUAUUUCUCAUUUUCUAUUUAAAUGACUGUCUGUAUAAUUCCCUAUUUAAAUGCUUAAUGCAAAAUUAAAGUGCUCAGUUUUGGGCUGUAUAUUUCUA